UAUUAUAAAUGGGAACUAACUGUUAAACACGAGCAAUUAUUAAUCCUACAGUAAAUUCUAUUUCAGAUUUAAAGCAUUAAAUAAGCUUUAGCUGUGAACACUUACUCAUUUUUAAUAUGAAGACAGUCCUUUUAUUUGUAUGCCUUCUGGGCUCAACCUGUGCCGCUCCUAUUAAGGUCUUCACCCCACACUCUGUAUCCUUGCAAAGUUUAUCUUUAACUCCUGGAUCUCAGCAAUCCCCUUUUCAGUCAUCCAAUGCACAAUGGCCUGCAAGAAGAUUCCUUGUUACACCUUUUUCAACCAGCUGGAAUUCAAGGAGAUGGAAAAAUGAACAAAAAUCCAUUCUACCUAAUUCACCAGCGCAGCCUGCAGCUUUAAAGACUCACAGACAACUGCCUUUUGUUUUUGUGCUCCCUUCUCAACCUUCUGCCACUGGAUUGGCAACUACGAUGUUUAAAUUAUCUACUUCUGGCUCUUUCUCUAAACCUGCUGCUUUCAGGAUUUCUCCAAUAAACGUAUUGUCACCAUUCAAACCAGCAGUCAACAGUAAGAAUCCUCCUCCACAUUUUAUGGUUCCUUCGCAAAGUUUUCCACCCUCAGCUUUUGCAAGUCCUUCAGGAAAAAUGUUACCUCCGUCUAAUGUUCCUCCUGAAGUAUUUUAUAAAUCUUCCCGGCCUGUGGAAUCAACCAUCAUAGACUCAAAUAUCAAAACUGAAUCUAUGGCCACACCACCAUUAUCUGCUUCAUCCCCUCCUUCAGAUAGUCCAAUAAUCAUAAUAAUUCCUACACUAUAUCAAGGAGAACCAGAACCAACAAUUAGCCCUCCUGAAACAACAGUGACUCCACAGACAAGCAACACUCCAAUGACAACUAAACGUCCCAAAACAACUAAACGUCCCAAAAUAACUAAAUCACCCAAAACAACCAAGGCACCAGUGACAGCUAAGAUUCCCAAAAAACCAAAGCCUCCCAAAGGAAACUAAACCUCCCAAAACAACAAAGGCUCCAAGGAAGAUCCCCAGCGAUGACCAAACGUUCAAAGAAAACAAAGGUACCAGCAGCAACAAAGGUUCUGAAAACAGCUAAACCUCCCAAAACAAAAAAGGCAUGAAAAACUAUCAGCACCUAAAAAACAACAAAGGCUCCUAAGAAAGGCAUCCCAAGUUUCUAUCAUUACA
This is a messenger RNA of Polypterus senegalus (gray bichir), 1178 nucleotides long. RefSeq names its product proline-rich receptor-like protein kinase PERK10. The coding region runs from base 117 to 983 and encodes 288 amino acids. The transcript has 2 exons. NCBI's taxonomy places the organism in Eukaryota, Metazoa, Chordata, Cladistia, Polypteriformes, Polypteridae. The record is from RefSeq and is a predicted model, not a curated record.